AUUAUUUGUAAAACGUGAUAUUCUCUGCAGAUUCCCAAUGUUGCAUCACAGAGACGAAGAACAAGUGAUAGAGAGAGACUGAGAGAACAAAACGAUGAGUGUCGUUGGAAGCAAGAGCUGUAUUUUCUCCCUUUCGAGCCACUUCCGAGAAAAUGACAAAUCUUCCCGGCUCAAUUCGAUUAAUAAACCAUCGAUUGAUCCAAGAAGAUUCCCAAGAAAUCUGGGAGUUACCUGCAAAAUCUCAGGGAGAAAUGGAGCCGAGGAGAUUCCAGGGAAGAAUGGGGUUUCUCUCAGCUCCAAGAACAAGAUGGAAGAUUACAAUACAGCUAUGAAGAGACUGAUGAGGAGCCCAUAUGAAUAUCAUCAUGAUCUCGGCAUGAACUAUACAUUGAUAAGAGACGAACUGAUCGUUGGGUCACAGCCACAGAAGCCUGAGGAUAUAGACCACUUGAAGAAAGAAGAGAACGUUGCUUACAUACUUAACUUGCAACAAGACAAAGACAUCGAGUAUUGGGGAAUCGAUCUUGACUCCAUUGUCAAAAGAUGUAAAGACCUCGGAAUCCGUCACAUGAGAAGGCCCGCUAAAGACUUUGAUCCACUUUCGUUGAGAAGCCAGCUUCCGAAAGCUGUGUCUUCUUUGGAAUGGGCAGUGUCAGAAGGUAAAGGAAGAGUUUACGUGCAUUGCACAGCCGGAUUGGGAAGAGCUCCUGCGGUUUCUAUUGCUUAUAUGUAUUGGUUCUGUGACAUGAACCUGAACACCGCUUAUGACGCAUUGGUGUCAAAGCGUCCGUGUGGGCCUAACAAAGGAGCUAUACGUGGGGCUACAUAUGAUCUGGCUAAGAAUGAUCCGUGGAAAGAGCCCUUUGAGAGUCUCCCUGAGAACGCAUUCGAGGAUAUUGCAGAUUGGGAGAGGAAGCUGAUUCAAGAACGUGUUAGGGCCAACCGUGGAACCUGAAGAUCUUUAGAGCUUAUGUAUGGUUUCGGAAUAAAAAAAAUCUACAUUCUAUAUAUUGUAAAGCUGCUUAUGACUACAACACCGUGUCAACACAUAUACUGCUAGUUAAAAUACCUUGUUCCCA
Molecule: messenger RNA, 1079 nt
Organism: Brassica napus (rape)
Lineage: Eukaryota; Viridiplantae; Streptophyta; Magnoliopsida; Brassicales; Brassicaceae
Product: phosphoglucan phosphatase LSF2, chloroplastic
Exons: 4
Coding region: 95-955 (286 amino acids)
Biological process (GO): protein dephosphorylation; starch catabolic process
Cellular component (GO): chloroplast
Molecular function (GO): protein tyrosine/serine/threonine phosphatase activity; starch binding; carbohydrate phosphatase activity
Source: RefSeq, a predicted model, not a curated record